Punica granatum (pomegranate) is the source of this 2027-nucleotide messenger RNA. Lineage: Eukaryota; Viridiplantae; Streptophyta; Magnoliopsida; Myrtales; Lythraceae. The record is from RefSeq and is a predicted model, not a curated record.
AUUCGCCCCCCCCCCCCCCCCCCCCCCCCCCCCCCCCCCCACCCCCAUCCCCCCAACCGGCCGCCGCCGUCCAGCCUCCCCGCCGGAAUUCGCCGCCGCCAUGGCCCGCCUUAAACCCUGAUUCUCGGACUCUUCCCCCACUCGUGGUCGCCUUAUUUGCUUCUAUUGGUUGUGCGGACAUUGAGCUGCGAGCCGUGGCCGGAAGCUAGAGGGAGGGAGGGAGGGAGGGAGAGAGAGAGUCCGACGCUGACGGAGUGAGAUGUACGCGAUGCCUCAGCCUCAGAGACCCGAUCCGGGGUCCGGAUCCGGCGAUCUGCGAGUUUACCAGACUUGGAAAGGCAGUAAUAUAUUUUUUCUUCAAGGCAGGCUUAUAUUUGGUCCAGAUGUAAGGUCACUUGGCCUUACAUUAUUCCUUAUUGUUGCCCCAAUUAGCAUCUUCUGCAUCUUUGUUGCCAGAAAGUUGAUGGAUGAUUUUUAUGGAAAUUGGGGAACAUCUGUAAUGGUUGUUGCUGUUGUAUUUACAAUUUAUGAUUUAGGUCUUCUGCUGCUAACUUCGGGAAGGGAUCCAGGUAUCAUUCCACGUAAUGCACACCCUCCUGAGCCAGAAUUUGAUGCGAAUACAGAUACUGGAGCUGCACAAACCCCACAGCUACGAUUGCCUCGUAUUAAGGAAGUAGAAGUUAAUGGGGUGACAGUGAAAAUCAAGUACUGUGAUACUUGCAUGCUCUAUAGACCUCCUCGGUGUUCACACUGUUCAAUCUGCAAUAACUGCGUAGAACGAUUUGAUCAUCACUGCCCAUGGGUUGGGCAGUGUAUUGGGCUGCGGAACUACCGGUUCUUCUUCAUGUUCGUCUUCUCAACAACCCUCCUCUGUAUAUAUGUCUUUGCCUUCUGCUGGGUCUACAUCAGGGAGAUCAUGGGAUCAGAGCAAACAUCAAUGUGGAAGGCAAUGAUCAAGACUCCUGCCUCAAUUGUUCUAAUAAUCUACACUUUCAUAUCAAUGUGGUUUGUUGGAGGCUUGACUGCCUUCCAUUUAUAUCUCAUCAGUACAAAUCAGACCACAUAUGAGAAUUUCAGGUACAGAUAUGAUCGAAGAGCCAACCCUUACAACAAGGGGGUCGUGCAGAAUUUCCAGGAGAUAUUCUGCACCAGCAUCGCCCCUUCAAAGAAUGAUUUCAGGGCCUUUGUCCCCAGAGAGCCAGCCCUCCCCACUCGACCAGUUGGGGGAGGUUUCAUGAGUCCUAACAUGGGAAAACCCGUCGAGGACAUAGAGAUGGGGAGAAAAGCAGUUUGGGGAGACAUGAACUCUGGGCUGGACCUAGGGGAAGGCCACAUCAACAUCAAUGAACGUGUCAGCAUCAAGGAUGGAGAAUUAGGGGAAGUGGCAGUGUCACCAGAGAUCAGGACAAAUGUCGAGGAAUCAGGGGAGCGGGUCGGGAUCCAUCACCCGAGGAGGUCAAGCUGGGGAAGGAAGAGUGGGAGUUGGGAAGCUUCUCCCGAAGUCCAAGCCCUGGCUGCCAAGCUCGGGGAAUCAAACCGUGUCAUCGGGAGCAGUAGCAGUGGAGGGAGCUUGAGACAUCCCGAUGACACAAGGCACACGUAGCUCGGGAAGGACGAGAGGGGUGACUCUUUACUGCACUCUAGGAUGUGCCGAGCAAUGUGCGCUUUUCCAUAUUUCCGGGGUUGUUUGGGAUGAUGAUGAUGCAGUCGCGUGAGAAGGAUUGGGCGUUUGUUGUGGUUUUGUGUCGAUAUAUCUGUGCAAAAGAGAAUUAUUCUAGGUGUCCUAAUUAAUUUGCGCUUCUUUGUGGAACUGAUGAUCAGAUGCUGCUGAGGGGAUUGUUUUAAAACUUUGGAUUGAUUUUUUUUUUUUUCCUUCUUGGUAUUGUGUAAUAGGGCGGGCGGGCUGUCUGGCUGGCUAGGUGGAGUGGGCAAUCAAUCUCCUUUCCCUUAUCAGUAGUAGAAAAUUGUAAAUUUGAUGGAAUUUCAUCAAGGGCAUUGCUUGGUAGAGUCGUCGCUUUUCCGAACCA